AUGCGUCUUCUACCAUCACUCGUGGUCGCUGCGAGCUUUUACCCUCUCAUAUCUGCCGUGCCCGCAGGCUCCAGCAUCACCCCACCGCCGCCCCUCCAGCCUGUCCACCUCAUUACUCAUUCUGACCCACGCCGCCCAUGGACUCGGCUGCGCGAUUGGGUAAUCGGUUCGAUCUGGGGUAUUGAUCCCAAGCAUUGUUCAUCGAGGAAUGCAUCGCCGCCAUCUAACAUCUACGCACGAUAUGGCAGUGAUGUGGUGCUUCGAUUUCACCUGCGUCAGCCGGACGAGGCAGCCGCAUUGUCAUCCGCAUCGCAAGUGCUAUUCUUGGAUAUUUGGGCCAUCACCUCGGAAUUCGUGGAUAUCAGACUGGCAGAGGACAUGAUACCCUCAUUGCUCGACCUUCUCCCGGUCACUCUCCGCACCUCCUACACCCCCCUCAUGGAUAAUCUCGCCGACAAGAUAUACGCAACAUAUCCUGAUAGUCUCCGUAAUAAUUUGGACCUCGGGUCAGGAACUAUAUCACCAGGGCGCAAGACAACGACAAUUGGCGACCUCUUCUUCCAAGAAUACCAGCCACUGUCGGUUAUUACGCAAUGGAUGCGCUUGAUGGCAUCGAUGUUCUCCUCGCAUGUGCGUAUGACUAGCAUAGGUCUUUCCUACGAGGGCCGCGACAUCCCAGCCCUGCGACUGAGGGGGUCCGAAACAGACAACAAACCCGGGCCCCGCAAGACGAUCGUCAUCAUGGGUGGCACCCACGCCAGAGAAUGGAUCAGCACAUCCACAGUAACAUACGUGGCCUACAGUCUCAUCACAUAUUACGGGUACUCCCCUGCCGUAACACGCUUGUUGCACGAGUACGACUGGGUCCUAAUUCCUACACUCAAUCCAGACGGAUACGUCUACUCAUGGGAGUCAGAUCGUCUGUGGCGUAAGAACCGCCAGCCGACGGGACUCCCACUGUGUCCCGGCAUUGACCUGGACCGCGCCUGGGACUUUGAGUGGGAUGGCGAGUCAACUCACUCGAACCCCUGCUCCGAGAACUAUGCCGGCACAGAGCCAUUUGAAGCACGGGAAUCGCAGCGCCUGGCGCAGUGGGCGCAGAAUGAGACAGCUCAUGGCCGGGUUGACAUCGUCGGCUUCAUUGACCUGCACUCUUACUCUCAGCAGAUCCUCUACCCAUACUCAUACAGCUGCUCAGCCGUACCCCCCACCCUCGAGACUCUCGAGGAACUCGCCUUGGGUCUCGCCAAAACCAUCCGCCAGACCUCGCAUGAGUCCUACGACGUUACCUCGGCAUGCGAGGGGAUCUUGACCAAUGGUGCAGCUACUGGAGUUACUUCCGGUGGUAGCGCUCUAGACUGGUUCUACCAUAAAUUGCAUGCCACGUACUCUUAUCAGAUCAAACUUCGGGACCGGGGUAGCUAUGGGUUCCUUUUGCCCUCGGAGCAUAUCAUUCCCACCGGAAAGGAGAUCUUCAACUCCUUAUUGACAUUCAGAAAGUUCAUGUGGGGUGAAGAAGCCUCGGAUAUUACCUUUGAAGACAUGAUGAUGGGCGGUCAAGUGCCCCUGGCGGAUAAGAAGAAAAUGUUGGCAAUUCAAUGUCUCCUUCUGUGGAUCGUUGGUGCUAUAGCUGCUAGCCAUUAUCCACUCGCUGUCAGCUUUGGAUUUAAUUACAUCACUGCUGCCUAUGUGGACUCAGCCAAUGAUUCAGUUCCAAUUGUGAAGAUCGAAGGAUCCGAAGAGUAUCAGAGAUAUAUGCGACAAUUGGCCAGUGAUUCUCAGGACAGAGUUAAACGACACAAAAGGGACGACGAAACAGAAGAAAGCGAACUGAUUACGUUGCAUUACCGCGAUGAAGACUAUGUGGGAAAAUCCCAAAGAAUGAUCUCCAAUAUCCUCACGGAAGUCUUGCAAUUGGCGACCGACGCUGUUAACUUCCCACUCGAGAUUGAAGCAACGGGUAUCCCUUCAGGAUUUGACUCUUUGGCAAGCAAACAUUUGACUGCGAUGCUGUUGAACAGCGACGCAGCUCCACAAUUGAAAGAUGAAAGCCAGAUUAUGGGAUUCUUCGAGACGAUCCAACUGGUCUAUGAUAAAGAGGAGCCAGCGUCAGACCAUGGUCCUAUGCUUUAUAUCGACUAUACUUAUUACUCAUUGGACAUGAGAAUUACCGAUGGAGUAGUGACUAUGGAUCACCCAGAGCAUACUUUAAAGGGUGGAAGAUUCCCUUGGUUUGGGGCUGAUUCGACUAGAGUCACUUUCAAGGACAAAAUUAUGAAUCAAAUUUAUGACUACUUCCCGUGGUUUGGGCCGUCUGGUUUUGAUACACGCGAUGCAAUGGAAAGAAUUGGUCUCCUUACUGGGUAUUUUAUCUCCCUGUUGGAGAUUAGGGAUUAUCAAAAUCUCCGUGGCUUCAUUCUAACUGGAGAUGUAUCUCAUGAUGCCAUGGAGGAUAUCGAGAGAGUUGUCAAUGAAAAGCUGCCUAAAGAAUGGAAGCCAUCGCUUCGGGCGGAUAUUAACCCUGCCUUUGUUGGCGUUGUUGGUCUCACACGUCGAGCAAAGAUGUUUACGCGGGAUACAGAGGUUGUGAAAUCCGGUCGUCCGAUUCAUGAUGAGAUGUGA
Penicillium arizonense is the source of this 2622-nucleotide messenger RNA. Its product is annotated as M14 family metallopeptidase. The transcript has 8 exons. The record is from RefSeq and is a predicted model, not a curated record. Gene Ontology annotation, molecular function: metallocarboxypeptidase activity; zinc ion binding. The coding region runs from base 1 to 2622 and encodes 873 amino acids. Gene Ontology annotation, biological process: proteolysis. NCBI's taxonomy places the organism in Eukaryota, Fungi, Ascomycota, Eurotiomycetes, Eurotiales, Aspergillaceae.